CAUUGUCGUCUGCGUCGCUUUCCUGUUUCAAACGCUGGCACUGUGUGGAAAAAAAAUUUCUCGAAGUCUAGCUCCCGUCGCGCCCUCUCCUUCACAGCAGUGCUCUUGAGGCCCCAAAUCAGCCGUCUGCAUCAUGCGAGCGCCACGCGAUCGUCAGCAGUCGUCCGACCCGGCGUUAUCUCGACGCCGGCACUCUUGCAUGUCGCUGUCCAGGCUCGGAGCGGGUCUCAGAUUGCCAGCGCAACAGAGUAGCUGGACUCUGUCGUGGAGGAAGGGUUGAUGCACUUUUUCGUCGUGGUGCUCGGUCUGGUGUCGAAGUAGCGGUCGUCCCUACACUUGGCAAUGGUGUUCUCUACUGAGUGGUGACAAACUUGCGUCUUGCUUGCCGUUUGGAGUGAGAAAGCGUGCUGGUGCGUUUGUCUCGAUUUGAGUGUGUGGAUUUCCUAUGCUUUGGAAGACGGAAGAACUGAGCAGUGAUGCAUCAGAGAGUUCUUCAGUGCGUGCUGGAAACCAGUGUUUCGCCUAAACAGUGGUGAAAUAGGUUUUCGUUUUCUCGCUGAGCUAUAUUGAAGCUGCGGAGCGAACGGAUUUCUUCUCAUCAAAGAAAACUGCGUGUGAAAGCUGACCAUGGAGGAGCUCUUGGUGAAUGGCAACGGUCCUCGGCCACUGUUCACAAUAGACUGCUCCGACGAGGAGACCGACGACCCUGGAAGCCCGAGUAGUGGUCGUUUCAUGGGCGAUGAGUUAAGACGCAAUCGGUCUCGAGCAAAACUAUUCAGUUUUGCUGCGAAGGCUCGGUUGCGUGCGCAGUCUAUGUCGGGCGCUCACUUGUCCAAUGAGGACCGCGACUAUGGGAAGGGCCAGAAGGACUUCAUCGUGGCCACCCCCGAGGAGUUUGUCAGCCGGUUUGGGGGCCGGCAUGUCAUCAACAAGGUCCUGAUAGCAAACAACGGAAUCGCAGCAGUAAAAUGUAUGCGUUCCAUCCGGAGAUGGGCCUACGAAAUGUUCAGCAACGACAAGGCAGUUCGCUUUGUCGUCAUGGUGACGCCAGAGGAUCUCAACGCCAACGCAGAGUACAUCAAGCUGGCAGACCACUGCGUUCCUGUGCCCGGUGGUUCCAACAACAACAACUACGCCAACGUGGACCUGAUCCUGGACAUUGCCAAGCGGGUCGGCGCCCAAGCUGUUUGGGCUGGCUGGGGCCAUGCCUCGGAGAACCCACGACUACCCGAGCUGCUCACCAAGAACAAGAUUGCUUUCAUUGGGCCUCCCGAGAAAGCCAUGUGGGCUCUGGGUGACAAGAUUGCAUCCUCCAUCGUGGCCCAGACAGCCAACGUGCCAACCCUUCCUUGGAGUGGAUCUGGCUUGAAGGCAUCUGACUGGGAUGAGGACAAUAACUACAACCCGAAAAAGCCGCUCAAGAUCAAGCCGGAGCUGUAUCGCAAGGGCUGCGUUAAUGGUGUUGACGAUGGUCUGGAGGCAGCCCAGCGGAUUGGAUUUCCUGUUAUGAUCAAGGCCUCAGAAGGUGGCGGUGGCAAGGGAAUCCGCAAGUCCGAAUCGGCCAACGACUUCCCCCAGUGCUUCCGGCAGGUGCAGAGUGAGGUUCCCGGCUCGCCAAUCUUCAUCAUGAAGCUGGCGACAUGUGCGCGCCACCUCGAGGUGCAGCUUCUGGCUGAUCAGUACGGCACGGCCAUCUCCCUGUUUGGCCGCGACUGUUCCAUCCAGCGGCGUCACCAGAAGAUCAUCGAGGAGGCACCCUGCAUCAUCGCCACGCCGCCUGUGCUUGAGCAGAUGGAGCGGGCCGCUGUGCGGCUAGCGAAGAUGGUAGGCUACGUAAGUGCGGGCACCGUGGAGUACCUCUAUAGCGAAGAUGGCAAGUUUUACUUCCUGGAGCUCAACCCAAGGCUUCAGGUUGAACAUCCUUGUACAGAGAUGGUCGCCGAUGUCAACUUACCAGCGUGCCAACUUCAGAUUGCCAUGGGCGUCCCGCUGCACCGCAUCAAGGACAUCCGGCUAUUGUAUGGCGAGUCCCCCUGGGGCGAGUCGCCCAUCGACUUUGACAACCAGGUGCAACGGCCCCGGCCCCUGGGACAUGUCAUCGCUGCCCGAAUCACCUCUGAGAAUCCCGACGAAGGUUUCAAGCCAAGCGCCGGAACGGUGCAGGAGCUGAAUUUCCGUUCCAACAAGAACGUCUGGGGCUACUUCAGCGUGGGCGCCUCCGGUGGGCUGCACGAGUUUGCCGACUCUCAGUUCGGCCACUGCUUCUCAUGGGGUGAGGACCGUGAGGAGGCCCGCGAGAACCUCGUGCUUGCCCUUAAGGAACUGUCGAUUCGUGGCGACUUCCGCACCACGGUUGAGUACCUCAUAACUCUGCUCGAGACGGACGCGUUUCUCAGCAACACAUUUGACACGGGAUGGCUCGACAAGCUCAUCGCCGAGCGGGUGCAGUCCGAGAAGCCCGACACGAUGCUGUCGGUGAUCUGCGGAGCGCUGCAUGUGGCUCACCGGACCAUCCGCGAGAACUUCCGCAACUUCCAGACAUGCCUCGAGAAGGGCCAGAUCCUGCCGGCGACGACGCUGACCAACACGCUCACGGUGGACCUCAUUCACGAGUUGGUCAAGUACACUGUCCAGGUGUCCCAGUGUGGCCCGACAUCGUACUUCCUGGUGAUGAAUGGCUCAACUCGCCGCGUGGAAGCGCACCGGCUGAGCGACGACCGCCUGCUGCUGUCCAUAGAUGGCGCCAGCUACACGACCUACAUGAAGGAAGAGGUUGAUCGGUAUCGAGUGGUCAUCGGCAACCAGACGUGCAUCUUCGAAAAGGAGAAAGAUCCCAGUGUUCUGAGGUCACCCUCAACAGGCAAGUUGCUUCAAUUCCUGGUGGAAGACGGCGCGCAUGUGGUCUGUGGCCAGUCGUACGCAGAGAUUGAGGUGAUGAAGAUGGUGAUGACACUUACCGUUGAAGAGAGCGGGUGUGUCCACUUCAUAAAGCGGCCCGGUGCAGUCCUCGAAGCUGGUUGCGAGCUUGCCAAGCUUGAACUGGACGACCCUACCAGAGUAAACAAGGCGAUUCCGUUUGAGGGCAGUUUCCCAGCGCCUGAAUCGGAAGGAAACCUUCACGAAGAGAAGCUGAACCAGCAGUUCCUGGCCGCCAAGCAGGACCUGGAGAAUGUGCUGGACGGAUACGUGCUGCCGGACCCGCACUUCGCGCAGCACAUGACCGCCUCCCUGGACACCUUUAUGCGCACGCUCCGGGACCCGACGCUGCCCCUCAUGGAGCUGAAAGAUAUCAUCUCCUCAAUCUCCGGGCGCAUCCAGCCGUCCGUUGAGAACAACAUCCGGACGCUGAUGAAGAUGUACGACAAGAACAUCACCUCAGUCCUGGCCCAAUUCCCAAGCCAACAGAUUGCCGGUGUCAUCGACAGCUAUGCGGCGACGCUGCAGAAGCGGGCGGACCGCGACGUCUUCUUUAUGACCACCCAGGGCAUCGUGCAGCUGGUCCAGCGGUACCGGAACGGCAUUCGCGGCCGCAUGAAGAACGUGGUUCAGGAGUUGCUCAAGCAGUACCUCUCUGUGGAGAUCGAUUUUCAGCAAGGCCACUACGACAAGUGCGUGGCACUACUUCGUGAGAAGCACAAAGACAGCAUGUCAGUCGUGGUAGACAAGAUCUUCUCACACCUGCAGGUGGCCAAGAAGAACCUGCUCAUCAUCAAGCUCAUUGACCACCUGUGUGGCCACGAGCCUGGCCUGACUGACGAGCUCUCGUCUAUCCUGAACGAACUGACCACUCUGAGCAAGACGGACAAUGCCAAGGUGGCUCUCCGGGCACGGCAGGUGUUGAUAGCGACUCACCAGCCAGCGUGGGAGCUGCGGCACAACCAGAUGGAGUCCAUCUUCCUGUCGGCUAUUGACAUGUACGGCCACGACUUCUGCCCCGAGAACCUACAGAAGCUGAUCCUCUCCGAGACGUCCAUCUUUGAUGUGCUGCCCGAUUUCUUCUAUCAUGGCAACGUCGUUGUCCAGAGGGCUGCUCUCGAGGUGUACGUGAGGCGUGCGUAUGUCUCCUAUGACCUGACAUGCCUCCAGCACCUUCAGCUGCCCUCGGGAAUCUGCGCGGCCCAGUUCCAGUUCCUACUUCCCAGCUCGCAUCCAAACAGGCAGAUUCAAACCCCGGUAGUGACAGAUGGGAACACAGCAGAGACGCCCGGCACACCUGAAGACACUGUGGCGGCAUGGGAGCACGAACAACCAGACCUGGACUCUCAGCGUGUGGGCAUCAUGGCUGCCUUCAACACCUUCGAUCAGUUUGCCAAUGACUUUGACAACUUGAUCGAAUUCUUUGCCAUUUCGCCAAAUGUGGCACCGCGGAGCGACUUCGACUUUGGCACGCGGGAGCACAACGCACCAUCAUUCUGCGAUGGCAGUGAAAGUCCAUUGAUCAUCGAGCCUAUGCACAUCCUCAACAUUGCCAUCCGCAAUGACAUUCCUAACGAGGACGAAGACUAUGCAGCAAAGUACUAUGCCUUCUGCCAAGAAAAGUGUGCCAUCAUGAAGGAAAGGAUGAUACGCAGAAUCACCUUCCUCAUACUCCACAAGCGCCGAUUCCCUCAGUACUACACGUUUCGGUACCGCGAUGAUUAUGUCGAAGACUGCAUCUACAGGCACCUGGAGCCGGCACUGGCAUUCCAGCUGGAGAUCAAUCGAUUGCGCAACUAUGACCUCGAGGCCAUUCCCACCUCCAAUCUCAAGAUGCACCUCUACCUCGGCAAGGCCAAGGUUCCCAAGGGCCAGGAGGUUUCAGACUUCCGAUUCUUCAUUCGUGCCAUCAUCAGGCACUCUGAUCUUGUCACCAAGGAAGCUUCAUACGAGUAUCUCCAGAACGAGGGAGAGCGCCUGCUGCUUGAAGCAAUGGACGAGCUUGAAGUCGCCUUCACUCAUCCAGUGGCCAAGAGGACCGACUGCAACCACAUAUUCCUCAACUUCGUGCCCAAGGUCACCAUGGACCCGGCCAGGAUUGCCGAGAAUGUCAGGGACAUGGUGAUGAGGUAUGGGCCCCGACUAUGGAAGCUCCGCGUCCUCCAGGCCGAGAUUAAGAUGACAAUUCGGCCUAGCCUGAACGGCAAGCUCGUGCCCAUCCGCCUGUUCCUGGCCAACGAGAGCGGCUACUACCUGGACAUUUCCCUGUACAAGGAACGCCUGGACCCCGAGACGGGCCUGAUGCAGUUUGAGGCGUGGGGACCCCACCGCCAGGGACCGCUGCAUGGCCUGCCCAUCUCCACGCCGUACCUCACCAAGGACUACCUGCAGCAGAAGCGGUUCCAGGCCCAGUCCAAUGGCACCACCUACGUCUACGACUUUCCCGACAUGUUCCGGCAGGCCCUGAUCAGGCUCUGGGAGGAGCAUGUUGAGAUGCGUCCAGGCCAGGACAUUCCGGCAUCAUUGCUGAGCUGCAUCGAGCUUGUGAUGGACUCACAGGGACGGCUCGUCGAACAGAAGCGGCUACCCGGCGAGAAUGACGUUGGCAUGGUAGCCUGGCGCAUGACACUAGUGACGCCCGAGUACCCGGAGGGCCGUGACAUCAUUGUCAUCGCCAAUGACAUCACAUUCCUUCUCGGCACCUUUGGACCUCAGGAGGACAUCCUCUUCUUUAAAGCAUCUGAGAGGGCCCGAGCGCUGGGAAUUCCGCGGCUCUACAUUUCGGCGAACAGCGGUGCCAGGAUUGGGCUCGCAGAGGAACUCAAGCACCUCUUCAACAUCGCGUGGGUCGACCCUGACGUGCCCGACAAGGGUUACCGGUACCUCUACCUGACGCCAGAGAACUUCAAGAAAGUCAGCGCCUUGAACUCUGUCAAUGCAGAGCUUAUCGACGACGAAGGCGAGAAGCGGUACAAAAUAACCAACAUCAUCGGCAAGGUGGAUGGACUUGGUGUUGAGAACCUGAAGUACGCUGGGCUCAUUGCUGGCGAGACAUCGCAGGCUUAUGAAGAGAUUGUCACCAUCAGUUUGGUGACGUGUCGAGCCAUCGGUAUCGGAGCCUAUUUAGUUCGUCUGGGACAGCGCGUCAUCCAGCUGGAAAACUCUCACAUCAUUCUCACUGGUGCCGGAGCCCUGAACAAGCUGCUGGGUCGUGAAGUGUACACAUCCAACAACCAACUGGGAGGCGUGCAGAUCAUGUACCCCAAUGGCGUCUCGCAUGUCACCGUGCACGACGACCUAGAGGGUACCUAUGUCAUGCUCAAGUGGCUGUCCUACAUGCCAAAGUGCAAAGGGGCCAAGCUUCCUAUCGUGGAACCACUGGACCCCAUCGACAGGGAUGUCGUGUACACCCCAUCCAAAGUUCCGUACGAUCCAAGGUGGCUCCUGGCAGGGCGCGACAGUCCGAACCUGCCUGGCUUCUGGGAAGAUGGCUUCUUCGACCGUGGCUCCUUCAUGGAGGUGAUGCAGCAGUGGGCUCAGACUGUUGUCUGCGGCCGCGCUCGCCUUGGUGGCAUUCCCGUUGGCGUUGUCGCGGUUGAGACGAGGACAGUCGAGAUUGACAUCCCCGCUGAUCCUGCCAACCUUGACUCGGAGGCCAAGGUCCUGUCUCAGGCUGGCCAGGUGUGGUUCCCAGACUCGGCGUACAAGACGGCGCAGGCCAUCAAUGAUUUCAACCGGGAAGAGCUGCCCCUGUUUGUCUUCGCCAACUGGCGAGGCUUUUCGGGAGGCAUGAAAGACAUGUACGACCAGGUGCUAAAGUUUGGUGCGUACAUCGUGGACGCACUGCACACGUACCGCCAGCCUGUGAUAGUGUACAUACCCCCGUACGGCGAGCUUCGUGGCGGUGCCUGGGCUGUGGUGGACGCCGCAAUCAAUCCUCGCCAAAUGGAAAUGUACGCCGACCCCGACAGCCGCGGUGGCGUGCUCGAACCUGAGGGCACAGUUGAAAUCCGGUUUCGCAAGAAGGACCUCCUCAAGACCAUGCACCGCGUCGACGCCAGGUGUCGCGAAAUUCUGUCGCUGCUGGGCACGGCCGAGCCCGAGAAGAAGGCGGCGCUCGAGGCGGAGCUGCACAAGCGCGAGAUUCAGCUACUGCCCAUGUACCACCAGGUGGCGCUGUCGUUCGCCGACCUGCACGACAUGCCGGCCCGCAUGCAAGAGAAGGGCGUAAUCCAGGAUGUAGUGCCAUGGAGCAAGUCACGGAACCAGCUGUAUUGGCGGUUGCGACGCCGCCUGCUGCAGGAUGCAGUCAAGCGGGACAUCCAGCAGGUGCGACCGCAGAUCGGCGAUGGCGAGAUGGAGAGCAUGCUGCGACGGUGGUUCGUCGAGUCAAUGGGCGCCGUCAAGGUGAGGCAAUAUUUGUGGGAGAAUGACUUGGCUGUCACCAACUGGCUUCAAGAACAACUCGACCCAAAGAUGGAGCGCUCGCUCAUCAACGACAACAUCCAGUGCUUGAGGCGUGACGCGGCUAUCUCCCAAAUCAAGAGCACGCUCCAAGUCAACCCCGAGGUGAUCAUGGACUCAGCCGUGCACAUAAUCCAGCAGCUGACACCGCAGCAGCGCUCGGACCUGCUAGCCACCAUCCGGACUCUGGAGAACGAUCCUGCGCUGCCCACUGCUCCAAGCAGCGAGUCGCCAACGACCCCGCCCUCAGACACGGCGUCUUGACAGAAUGCCUCAACGGUGCGGCCGCCAAAGUCCGAGCGGAACCGCGGCAGUCGACGCCGGAAGCGGAGGAGUUGAAGCGUCUCCUCUGCCGUGCCAUCAAAAUGCGAGCUUCGAAAGUCAUUUGCACACGUGCAUGUUGACCUAGGGCAGGGACAUGACCGGUGCGAGACUCCGUUCGUGUUGAUUAUAUUUUUUUUGUUGGGAAUCAGUCUUGGAACUGUUACAUAAUGCGAAUUGAAUGUGAAUUUGUCUAGAAGUGUUUGUGUUGGAUUUUCGUCGAGGGCCGUCAGUACAAGGACUGGUCUUUCCGGAAUGCCAGUCAGAGACGGAUUUGUUUGAAUGUAACAUUGUUGAAUCUGUUUUCUGUUGCUGCUGCUGCCGUUGUCUUUCGUAUUUCACUUUGAGAAAGAGAUCCUUUUUUUUUUCUGGAUAACUCGUGUUGAACACUUUCUUCACUUUAAUGCAUGUUUGUCAUUACUUUAUGCACGUCAGUACAUUUCUCGAGAUUUUUUUACAACAAUCGGCACCUGUGCUGCACCAAAGCUUUCAGUUUCAAAGCCUCUUGCAAAAGACCUUUGCAUUUUUGUUAAUUGAAAUUUGACACUUGUGUUGUCAAACACUUUCUUUUUCUGCGUAGUGCAUGUGGCAAACUUUGCCUGUGACUGCAAUUGGCCAUAAAAGUACAGUAAUUGCGUUGCAUGAAUGUUCCUGUUCUUGCCGAGAUCCGACUGACUAUUCUUGCAGGGUACGAUCGUCUGCUCCCAAUCACUUGUAAGGCCAUAUUUUGCUGCGAAGCAGAUUUUUGUGCAAUCUUCUGCACAGAAUGAUAGGUUUGCCCAACGUACGCAACACGACGAGCCUCUGUUAGGCCCCCCAAGACCAGUCUAUCUGGUCGAGAUGGGCCGUGAAUUCUCAUUUUCUGCCCCUGUGAAUUUUGCGAUCGGGUUGCCUGCCUACCGUGGUAAGCUGCUGGCAUUUUCAUGUUUUGCUGCAUCAUUUUUAAAGACCAUCAAGCCACAAUUGAGGAUGGCCUUCACUGGCAGCUGCGGUUAUUUCCAUACCACCACUCAAGCAAGCAUUCUUCACGUAGAUCUCCGACAGCAUGAAAGAAAGCUUUUAUUACCAUCACUGAUUUCAUCAUUUCUCUUUCCUAUGCAUUUUCUUAAACUUGGAAAAUACAAAAACCUUUCUUGCGACAUCAUCUACUGUAGCAUCAGUUAUUGCUGCACGGGCAGUAUUUUACGAUUACAUUCAGUUACUAGUUGUGGAGCCAGCCUGUCAUUUUGCAGGUUUACUCAGUAAUGCCAUCAUGUAUCAACGAUUCACAGUGUGCUCUGCUGCACCAAGUUUUUAGUAAACGGAAUUUAGUUCAUCUAAAUCUUUUACUGCAUCAAAAAAUUUAUUGAUGCUGUGGCAUAGCUGGCGUCACACGCACUUGGGUGCCAUGAUAUCUACCGCAAUUCCACCGCAGUCUGCUUCGCUGGCAACAGGUUUUUGGGCCACACUUUCGAACACAACAUUUUGGCCUGCUCUUUGCGAACAAAUUCCUUGCUGGUGAAAGGCCAUUGAGCGCUUGAAAUGGUGUAUUUGAUUUGCUAAGCCUGCUGCCACAGAGUGAUCGUCUGCUCCAGUGGCUGUCGUCUGCCGAGACUAUGUAUGGCGAAUCUUAAAUUUUUGAGAACCAGGUUUUCACGUGUGUCACCUUUGACGCACUCUUCCUUUAAUAUAAUGAUUCAACACUUUUCAGUGUUCAGCGAUUGUUAAUGACAUUCACGACCCACUCAUUUUCGUCUGCUAGGCAACAUGGUUUCCACAGUGCGCAUUGUUCUGGAGAUAGCUUUGAGCAAUGAGCCAAGAUGUUUUGUAGACUUUGUAAAUAUACCUGAACUUGCAGAAGUUUCCAGGUGCAGUUUUGUUUCGUUUGCUUAGGUGUAAAUAGUAUUACCUGGCUCUUGGGGAACUGAACCUUUAGGAAGCACGGCGUCGAGACAAUUAACACGGAGACCAAUACUCGUGAAAUGUAUAACUGGCUUACACGGUCAUCACUUUAUUUUUGUGUAAGAAGUCGUUGAUGGUUAAACUGAUUUCUGUGCCCACUGCAAAGGCACACGGCUUUAACCGUUGACAUACUUUGUCAAUAUUAUUUUUUUCACAAUAAGUGCAAAGAGUGUUUUGAGUCGAGCAGAACCAUAUUUAUUUUUGUAAUAACACCAGAUGAACAAUGGAAGGGUGGUACAUUUGAACUCGAGCACUUUGUCAGAUGUAAAUAUGUCACCAAUGCAAACGCUGCAUUCUUGUAUUGUGAAAAUAAACAAUGCAUUCUUAA
Dermacentor andersoni is the source of this 9970-nucleotide messenger RNA. RefSeq names its product acetyl-CoA carboxylase (gene ACC). Gene Ontology annotation, biological process: fatty acid biosynthetic process. Gene Ontology annotation, molecular function: acetyl-CoA carboxylase activity; ATP binding; metal ion binding. Lineage: Eukaryota; Metazoa; Arthropoda; Arachnida; Ixodida; Ixodidae. The record is from RefSeq and is a predicted model, not a curated record. Gene Ontology annotation, cellular component: mitochondrion.